AUGAAGACUGGGAAUUUUACCUCUGGGAACAAUGACUUUGAAAAUGGCUUGGAUUUGUACAUGAAUACAGCAACUGGUGAUGACUUUGAUUGGGUGAUUGGCAGUAGUGGCUCUCGUGAUGUUCUUGAUGCUACUCUUCAAUUUAGCGAUCACACUCGCAGAAGUUCUGAUGGUCAUUUUGCAGCAGUUUUAGCUUCUGGCCAGAGCCCGAACAGCAGAGCCCAGCUGUUCACGCCACAAAUUGCUAUAGGAAAUUAUGCCUGUGUCUCUUUCUAUGUGUACAACUAUGCUGGAAGCAUUGGAACCCUCAACGUGUAUGGUUUUGACCCAUCUGGAAACCGCACAACCCUGGAGUGGUCUUUAAGCACUUUAGCCAGUAGAUGGGCCUGGAGCAGAGUUGGGAUAUCAACGAGCAACAGUACAAUGCAGGUGAUAUUUGAAUAUGUCAUUGGAACAAGUACUAGCGGAGUGGUUGCCAUUGAUGAUGUUAUCAUCUCUUCAAGCUACUGUAGCGCCAUCCCAUCAUCAGCGGGACAAGGCUCUGUUACUGUGACACCCUUUCCUUCUGUGUCGACUACCAAUGCUCCAGUGCCUUCUGUCCUGAAUUGUAACUUUGAGAGCAGUUGUGUGUGGACCCAAUCAACUCAGAACCAAUUCAACUGGACCAUAGUAUCAGUCUCAUCCAUCAGAGAUUCAGGGAUUUACAAACCAUAUACUGAUCACACUCAAAGCUCAGCAUUUUUUUUCUUACCAAAUGGUUCCUUUGUUUGGAAUCUCCCUUUUGAUAAAACAUUCUAG
Messenger RNA from Aplysia californica (California sea hare), 798 nucleotides. RefSeq names its product MAM and LDL-receptor class A domain-containing protein 1-like. The record is from RefSeq and is a predicted model, not a curated record. Gene Ontology annotation, cellular component: membrane. NCBI's taxonomy places the organism in Eukaryota, Metazoa, Mollusca, Gastropoda, Aplysiida, Aplysiidae. The transcript is spliced from 7 exons. The coding region runs from base 1 to 798 and encodes 265 amino acids.